CGAGUUUUGAAACGGCUCGCGCGUUGGAGCCACGAACUCGAGUAUGGCCGAUGACGUGGUGGCAGCCCAAGUUCCCAAAGCGCUCCCCAUGAUCUCUAGCGAUGCAGGCAUCUUGCAGGACCAUCACGACGACGACGACGACGACACCGCCCAUCGAAAGAAGAAGGACGAGCGGAAAGCAGCGGCGCGGAAACGAAAGCACGAAAGGAAAAGCCAUGCGGCUGUGAAGAUCCAAGCACACGUGCGAGGCCACCAAGCUCGAACCAAACACCGUCGUGGCCCCCGAUUAGACCACCUUACGACCUCGUCACUCGUUGUUCCAGUGCUCCAGCUCAGUUCGACUGAGCAACUCGUGUCGCCCAAGUCAACGAGGCGCCUAUGUCGCCAGGAGUCGAUUCCAGAAGCGGCCGAACGUCAAAGUGCAAGGCACGGUGGCCCUUCCCUCGACGUCCUGUCACCAGCCGCUCUCGGCCAACCGACUUCUGCGCGGUCCCAAGCGCGGCUGGAAACGGCACACCACACGCUACCACCCCUGUUGUCGGCGCGCCAGACCAGCGCUUUAAAGUUAACCCCAUGUGCACCACCACACGAAGAGCAAACUCGCCGGGCCACGCAGUGCGCAUGCAUAGCCAACGAAUGUGGGUUGUCUCAUGGCUUGAUUAGAAUUCAGGCGACAUUUCGAGGCCACGAAGGGCGUAUGGAAGCGAUGCGGCAGCGCGAGAAGGUCGACGCCACGGUGCGGCACGAGGCCGAGGUCGAGGUGGCGCGCGAAGAGAGAGCGGCUACCGACAUCCAAGCCGUGUACCGUGGGCAUCACAUUCGGAAGUGCUUGGCGGAAGUGCAACCCUGGCGGCAUGAUGUAUCGUCAAUUCGACCAAGUGGUCAACACAACGCGUCCGAGGCCAAAGGGAAGCCAGGGCACAGUCCAAGCAGCGACUUGACACCAAGCACCAAGCACACGGACGGCGACGAAGACAAGAAGUCCCGCUCGUGGCCCGCCUCCAUGACACUACAGACUCAAUUGGAUGUGACCAACCAUACCACGCAAAUUGUGACGAGUCGUGGUCAAGUGCGGGUGUUGGUCAUGACGUGGAACCUCCAGGCGCAGAAACCCCCUGCGGAUUUGACUUUGCUUUUGAGGCCAGGGUCGUGUCACAUUUACGCGAUUGGGACCGAAGAAUGCGUGCAAUCCAUUGCCAAAUCGGUGCUGUUUCAGUCGAAGAAGGAAUGGGAGGAUCAGCUCAAGGAUACCCUGGGCGCGACGUAUGUCAAGCUGCGCAGUCAUGCGUUGACGGCGAUGCACAACGUGGUGUUUGUGCACACGAGCAUCUUGCCGUUGGUGUCGGAAUUGCACUCGGAUGCGAUUGCCACGGGUCUGGGCAACCAGUUGGGCAACAAGGGGGGCGUGGGGAUUGGGUUUAUGUUGGGUCGUACGUCGUUUGCGUUUGUGGGAUGUCAUUUUGAAGCCCAUCAGUCGCAGCAGGCGCUGAUUCGUCGCAAUGCCAACUUCCACAAAGUCAACUCCGAGCUGCAGCUGGUGGCGCCCUCCGACGAACACCGGAAAGGACCGAUCGCAUCAACGUUUGACCGCGUGUUUUGGAGUGGCGACUUGAAUUAUCGCAUCGACGGCACCCGAAAGAUGAUUGACGACUUGUUGGCGCGCAACUUCCAUGAUGUGCUCGUGGUCAACGACCAGCUGCGCAAGGAGAUGGCAGCUGGGCGUGUGUUUCAGCGGUUUCGGGAAGGACCACUCAACUUCAAACCGACGUACAAAUUUGACAAAGGGUGCGACGACUACGACACGUCGGCCAAGCAGCGGAUUCCAUCGUGGACUGACCGCAUUUUGUAUAUGUCCGCUGCGACACCGGCUGCCAUUGCGCUAUUGGCGUACGAGAGCCACAUGGACGUGAAGACUUCCGACCACCGACCUGUCACAGCGAUCUUUGACGUCGAGUUUGUGUGUGAUGUCAACGGCCUGGACAAGGCCACCCACGCUGACCAAACCAAGAGCGAAGUGUGUGCGGUGCAAUAGCAAUAGAACUCACACGCACAUGUAAAUUAAGACGGUACAUAUGUACUAACUACUAGUACAUGUACCGGUAGUACGCCUCCAAAGAGAUCGAGGAACGACGCUGUAUAUUUCUAAUGCUAUAUGGGG
Messenger RNA from Aphanomyces astaci, 2158 nucleotides. RefSeq lists its product as hypothetical. The transcript has 12 exons. The coding region runs from base 44 to 2032 and encodes 662 amino acids. Gene Ontology annotation, molecular function: protein binding; phosphatase activity. Gene Ontology annotation, biological process: phosphatidylinositol dephosphorylation. The record is from RefSeq and is a predicted model, not a curated record. NCBI's taxonomy places the organism in Eukaryota, Oomycota, Saprolegniomycetes, Saprolegniales, Verrucalvaceae.